Messenger RNA from Penicillium diatomitis, 1764 nucleotides. Its product is annotated as eukaryotic translation initiation factor 3 subunit D. Gene Ontology annotation, cellular component: cytoplasm; eukaryotic translation initiation factor 3 complex. The record is from RefSeq and is a predicted model, not a curated record. Gene Ontology annotation, molecular function: translation initiation factor activity. Lineage: Eukaryota; Fungi; Ascomycota; Eurotiomycetes; Eurotiales; Aspergillaceae. Gene Ontology annotation, biological process: translational initiation. The transcript is spliced from 2 exons. The coding region runs from base 1 to 1764 and encodes 587 amino acids.
AUGGCUCCGAUGUCUCUUGCCGACCUCGUCGCCGCUCUGCCGGCCGAGGAUACCUGGGGACCCGCUACUUCAGGUGACAACAUGCUUGGAGGCGUUCCUUACGCUCCUUUCUCAAAGGGUGACAAGCUUGGCCGUAUGGCUGACUGGACCGCCGAGUCCAAGGACCGUGCCGGUCAGGGUCGUCAGCAGUACAACCGAAACUUCAGAGAUCAACAGGUGUACGGUGCCGGAACCGGCAGCCUGUUCACGAUCCAGGGCGCCGAGGACGAGUCCUCUUUUUCCGUUGUCGACAACACCCGUACCUCCACCAAGCGCACCUUUGGUCGUGGCGGUGGCACUGUUUUCCGUGGCCGCGGUGGCCAGCGCGGUGGCCAGCUCCAACGUGGUGGUGCUCGUGGUGGUUUCCAGCGUGCCGGGGGUGGCCGUGGUCAAGAUCGGGGAUAUGACCAGCGCGGUAACCGCGGCCGUGGCGGCCGUCGCUUCGGCUGGAAGGACUACGACAAGCCUCAGCGCACUCGUGAGGCUUCGGUCAACAUUCGCCCUGAUUGGCAAAUGAUCGAGGAGGUUGACUUCAGCCGUCUGUCCAAGUUGAGCAUGGAUGUGAAUGAGGGUGAGGAUCUUGAGUCCUACGGUUUCCUGCACUACUACGACCGCUCUUACGACAAGGUCCCUGUCAAGGGUUCCGAGCGCAGACUCCAGAGCCUCGACCGUGCUGCCUACAACGUCACCACCUCGCAGGAUCCCGUCAUCCACGAACUCGCCGAGAAGAACCAGGCUACCGUUUUCGCUACUGCCGAUAUUCUGUCCAUGCUCAUGUGCGCCACCCGCAGCGUGUACUCCUGGGAUAUCAUCAUUGUUCACCAGGGUGGCAAGAUCUACCUCGACAAGCGCGCCGGUGCCUCCAUCGACUUGGUCACCGUCAAUGAGAACGCUUAUGAUGCCCCCCUUGAGGUUUCUGAGACCUCUGGCAAGCAGGAGCAGAUCAACACCCCCAGCGCCCUGGCCAUGGAGGCUACUUUCAUCAACCACAACUUCGCUUUGCAGACCGUGACUGAGUCUGACGACUCCAAGAUCACCUUCACUCACCCCAACCCCUUCUACAACGAGGCCGAGGAGACCGAGCCUCUCGCCUCCAAGGGCUACAAAUACCGCCGCUUCGAUCUCGGCCUCGAGCGCGACGGCGAGGAGCCCAUCCAGAUGAUCGUCCGUACCGAGGUGGACGCCAUCAUGAAGAACCCCACCGGCGGUGCUGACCAGCAGCUCGUCGUCAAGGCUCUGAACGAGUUCGACAGCAAGGCCCCCGGCUCCGGCAACGCCCUCGACUGGCGCAGCAAGCUGGCCUCUCAGCGUGGUGCCGUCCUGGCCACCGAGAUGAAGAACAACUCUUCCAAGCUCGCUCGCUGGACCACCCAGGCGAUCCUGGCCAAGGCUGAUGGCAUGAAGCUCGGUUUUGUGUCUCGUGCCAACCCCCGCUCUGCCGCUGGCCACGUUGUUCUCGGCGUUGCUGGCUACAAGCCCAAGGAGUUCGCUGCUCAGAUGAACUUGAACCUCAGCAACGGUUGGGGUAUCGUCCGCACUGUUGUCGACCGCAUCCGCGCUCUGGACGCCGAUGAGCCCGAGGAUGCCGUCAAGAAGUACGUCCUGAUCAAGGACCCCAACCGCAACGUCCUCCGUCUGUACAGCGUUCCCCCUACCGCCUUUGAGGAGGACGACGAGGCCGAGGUCGAGGAGAAGAACGACGAGGAUGAGGAGGAUGAUGAAUAG